Jaculus jaculus (lesser Egyptian jerboa) is the source of this 4636-nucleotide messenger RNA. RefSeq names its product WD repeat domain 62 (gene Wdr62). The transcript has 32 exons. Gene Ontology annotation, biological process: neurogenesis; regulation of mitotic cell cycle; mitotic spindle organization. Gene Ontology annotation, cellular component: mitotic spindle. NCBI's taxonomy places the organism in Eukaryota, Metazoa, Chordata, Mammalia, Rodentia, Dipodidae. Gene Ontology annotation, molecular function: protein binding. The coding region runs from base 1 to 4551 and encodes 1516 amino acids. The record is from RefSeq and is a predicted model, not a curated record.
AUGAUGGCGGCCGGGGGCUACGCGCGCAGCGACGCGGCCGACAAGGCGUCUGCCGCGGCCGGGGUCCCGACGCGGAGGAGCCAGCCCUCGCCGCCCCCCGCCCCGCCGCUCUGCCUGCGACGGCGGACGCGACUCGCAGCGGCGCCCGAGGACGCGGUGCAGAACCGGGUGACACUUGAGAAGGUGCUUGGUAUCACAGCCCAGAACAACAGUGGACUAACCUGUGACUCUGGCACAGGCCACGUGGCCUACCUGGCAGGUUGUGUGGUGGUGAUCUUGGACCCCAGGGAGAAGAAGCAACAGCACAUCUUUAACACCAGCAGGAAGUCUCUCAGUGCCCUGGCUUUCUCCCCGGAUGGGAAGUACAUUGUGACAGGGGAGAAUGGGCAUAGGCCAGCCGUGCGCAUCUGGGACGUGGAGGAGAAAAGUCAAGUGGCAGAGAUGCUGGGCCACAAGUAUGGUGUGGCCUGUGUGGCCUUCUCACCCAAUAUGAAGCACAUUGUGUCCAUGGGUUACCAACACGACAUGGUCCUCAACGUCUGGGACUGGAAGAAAGACAUUGUGGUGGCCUCCAACAAGGUGUCAUGCAGAGUCAUUGCCCUCUCCUUUUCUGAGGACAGCAGCUACUUUGUCACCGUGGGGAACCGACAUGUGAGGUUCUGGUUCCUGGAUGUCUCCACUGAAGCAAAAGUGACAGGCACAGUGCCCCUAGUAGGGCGCUCAGGCAUCCUGGGUGAGCUACACAACAACAUCUUCUGUGGUGUGGCCUGUGGCCGGGGCCGGAUGGCAGGCAAUACCUUCUGUGUGUCCUACUCCGGCCUCCUCUGCCAGUUCAACGAGAAGAGGAUGCUGGAAAAGUGGAUCAACCUAAAGGUUUCCCUGUCUUCCUGCCUCUGUGUCAGUGAGGAGCUCAUCUUCUGUGGAUGCACAGAUGGGAUAGUCCGCAUCUUCCAGGCCCACAGCCUGCACUACCUCGCCAACCUGCCCAAGCCACACUACCUUGGAGUAGAUGUGGCACAGGGACUGGAGCCCAGCUUCCUCUUUCACAGGAAGGCAGAAGCAGCCUACCCAGAUACAGUGGCACUGACCUUUGACCCUGUCCAUCACUGGCUGUCCUGCAUCUAUAAAGACCACAGCAUCUACAUUUGGGAUGUCAAGGACAUAAACAAAGUCAACAAGUUGUGGUCAGAGCUCUUCCACAGCUCCUUUGUCUGGAAUGUAGAGGUGUAUCCUGAAUUUGAAGAUCAGAGAGCUUGUCUGCCAUCCGGGUCUUUUCUGACUUGUUCCUCAGAUAACACCAUCCGCUUCUGGAACAUGGACAGCAGCAGUUCUGACACUCAUUGGCAGAGAAACAUCUUCAGUGAUACCCUGCUGAAGGUGGUGUAUGUGGAGAAUGAUGUCCAGCACCUGCAGGACACAUCCCACUUCCCAGACCGGGGCAGUGAGAACGGGUCACCCGUGGAUGUGAAAGCUGGGGUGCGCGUCAUGCAGGUCAGUCCUGACGGCCAGCACUUGGCUUCAGGCGACCGCAGUGGAAAUCUGAGGAUCCAUGAGCUGCACUUCAUGGAUGAGCUGAUCAAGGUGGAGGCCCAUGAUGCUGAGGUUCUGUGCCUAGAAUACUCCAAGCCUGAAACAGGAGUUACCUUGCUGGCCUCAGCCAGUCGGGACCGGCUAAUCCACGUGCUCAAUGUGGAGAAGAACUACAACCUGGAGCAGACCCUGGAUGACCAUUCCUCCUCUAUUACUGCUAUUAAGUUUGCUGGCAACAGAGACAUUCAGAUGAUCAGCUGUGGAGCCGACAAGAGCAUCUACUUCCGCAGUGCUCAGCAGACCUCGGAUGGACUGCACUUUGUUCGUACUCACCACGUAGCAGAGAAGACCACCUUGUAUGACAUGGACAUUGACAUCACACAGAAGUAUGUGGCUGUGGCCUGCCAAGACCGCAAUGUGAGGGUCUACAACACAGUGAAUGGGAAGCAGAAGAAGUGCUACAAGGGCUCCCAGGGUGAUGAAGGGUCCCUGCUGAAGGUGCAUGUGGACCCCUCAGGCACCUUCCUGGCCACUAGCUGCUCCGACAAAAGCAUCUCAGUGAUCGACUUUUACUCUGGUGAAUGUGUUGCCAAAAUGUUUGGCCAUUCAGAAAUCAUCACUGGCAUGAAGUUCACAUAUGACUGCCGUCACUUGAUCACUGUAUCUGGAGACAGCUGUGUGUUCAUCUGGCACCUGGGCCCAGAGAUCACCACCUGCAUGAAGCAGCACUUGCUGGAGAUCAACAACCAGGAGCAGCAGCAGCAGCAGCCCAAGAGCCAGACGUGGGACAGCCACACCAGUCAGGAGGCAUAUUCUUCCAUGCCCAGUGAGAUUCGCUCCCUGAGCCCUGGAGAGCAGACAGAGGAUGAGAUGGAGGAGGAGUGUGACUUAGACGAGCUGCUGAAGACGCCAUCCAAAGAGAGCUUGGAUCCAGAUCCUCGGUGCCUGCUGACCAAUGGCAAACUGCCACUCUGGGCAAAGCGGCUGCUAGGGGAUGAUGAUGUGGCAGAUGGCUCAGCCUUCCACACCAAGCGCAGCUACCAACCACAUGGCCGUUGGGCAGAGAGGGCUGAGCAGGAGCCCCUGAAAACCAUUCUGGAUGCUCGGGCCCUGGAUUGCUACUUUACACCCAUGAAGCCUGAGAGUUUGGAGGACUCUGUUCUGGACACAAUGGAGCCACAGAACCUGGCAGACCUGCUGAGUGAGUCAGAUAGUCCCUAUGAGGAUGGCCGUGGGCAUCCCUCCUUCCUGCCUGUACAGAGGGAGUCUUCUGAAACCAGCAAGCUCAUCCUCUGCUCCCUGGAGACGGAAGUGACAAACACAGGAACUGACAGUACAGACUUCAAGAAGGAGAGAGAGGCAGCGCCUGGAGAUCAGCAAGCUGACUCCUACCUCAGGGUGUCCUCCGUCAGCUCAAAGGAUCAGAGCCCACCUGAGGACUCUGGGGACUCAGAGCCUGAGUUGGCGUGCAGCUUUACCACCAUCCACUUCUCCGCUCCCAUACCUGACCCAGAGCCUCGCCUCACCGUGUCAAUGCCCCCUGAGCCAGGAUACCCAGGGACAGCAGAAGAGCCAUCUCAGCCUGAGGGGCCAGGCCUGGCCAAUGGCUCACUGCCCCAGACCCCUGAGCAGGAGAAGUUCCUCCGCCACCACUUUGAGACACUCACUGAUGCCCCUGCUGAAGAGCUCUUCCAUGCGUCACUGGCAGACGUGACUGUCUCAGAGGGUGAUAACUACUACUUCAAUCCCCGCCUCAGUAUCUCCACCCAGUUUCUCUCACGCCUCCAGAAGACAUCCAGGUUCCCUCCCCGAUUGCCCCUGCACCUUGUGAAGUCUUCAGAGGUCAAGCCCAUAGGCCGAGGAGACAGCCAGCCCAGAGCAGAAUCUCUGAGAGCAGGUACUGGCUACACCUCCCCAGAUGGGACCAACGUCUUCUCUGGACAGAAGGCUGAAGAGACCCCAGAGGCAUGGUGCCCACCAAUGCAUCCCACACCUACAUCUGGACCGACCCCAGGCCUGGCUCAGGACGUCUGUGCUCUUUCCACCUGUUCUUCCAAGGAGACCACUGCCAACUCUUGUGCCAAGAUGUCACAUAGCAUCUCCCUCGGAGACAGUGAAAACCCUAUGAUAGCUGAGCUGGCCAGGUCCCUCCAUAGGCCCCUGUCUAUGGGAGAGCUGGCCUCCCUGGACCAGGAGCUCCAGGCCAUCCCCACCACAGCAACCUCGAGUUGUGGCAGUGAGAGUCAAGAGCCUGCUCUGCCCUCCUGGGGCAAUCAUGAGGCUCGAGCCAGCCUAAGACUGACCCUGCCCAGUGUCUGUAAUAGGCUCCUAUCUCCACCCCCACUGGAGCCACCCACCACAUAUGUCUGGUCCCAGGAACCCAUAGGUGCCCAGCCUGGUGUGGUGGUCACAACAGCCAGCUUUCCAGCCCCCAGCACUGUAGAUGUGAACACCCUUAGGCUCCACAGUUCUGCCUUUCUCCCAAAUAACCCAGCCCCAGAGCUCCUCACCCCUCCUUCCCACCCCAACAGCCCCCCACUUCCAGAAGCCAGGCCCAGGGUUCCUGGUAGCACUGCCUCCCUUCUGGAGCUCACCUCUGAUGCACCCAGUGUGACCUGGGGCAGCCCUGGACACUGUGGGAAGUCUAGGCUGCCAUCUGAGGUCCUGCCCCCAGCACGCCUUGAUCUGGGCAAUGUGGAGGCCAUCUUGCACAGGCUGCAGACUGCCUUCCAAGAAGCCUGUGACCUUUACCACAUGCUGAUCUCCAGCAGCCAGCUGAGCGCUGAGCAGCAGCAGGCACAGACUGAGCUGGCUUCUGUCUUCCACCGGAUCUACAGCCAGCUGGAAGCCAGUAACUGGCUGGCUGGGACUGAUGUGGCCCCAGCCCAGACAGUGCCCAGCCCAGGUCCCCCAUCUCCACCCAUACUGUGUCCCUUGGCCAACCCAGACUUGCAGGCUCUACUUGAACACUAUUCAGAGCUACUCGUGCAGGCCGUGCGGAGGAAGGCACGGGGGGACUGAGAGCCUACAGCCCCUUUACCACGGCCAUGCUGCUCUGGAGAAAUAGGUUUUUAAACAAAUAAAUAAACUGAUGGCUUGGCGCACU